AUGGAGCAGCACCUCGAAUUGAUCGAGAAAGCUCUUCUAAGGGGUCAAUGGGACACACAAAUUCCAGAAUCAAGCCAUUCGAGCAGCGGUGCUGCCGUCACUCUAUCAAAAAUGACCGUGGAAGGUCGAUUUCGGGACGUGCUCGUAUCAGACACGGUGCGCGGGGUGUUUCAGUUUCAGCCGUUAUCGGACGACUACCUAGAUCGCCCUCUACAAGACUACAUCGAUCUCUCGGUUACCUCUUCCACUGCUGCUGCUGGCAAAGAUCAAGUCGAAGAAGAGCUAGCGCGCUUAGCGAUUGCCGUAACUUGUUUGCACGCGUUCGUACAAGCCAACUGGACAGGCCCUGAACUCGACAUCCAUCCCCUCGAAGUACUAACGGCGGGCAACCCCGAUGAUGCCUCGCGGUCAUCAUCAUCAUCAUCAUCACCAUCGGCAUGGACAGAAGACAUACUCAGCAGCAAAGCGAUCUCCGAGCUAGCAUACGGCGGCGAGCCCGCAUACCACCUCGCAAAAGCCCCCGCCUUCCUCCGGCUCGCCCAGCUCCUCAUGAACCUGCCAUACCAGCACAUCGCGUCAAUACACUGGUGGCGCCUCCGCGUGGAGCUCGUGCGCCAGCAGAUUCUCGACGAGGCGGUGUCCGUCCCCGAGGACUACCACGCGCUUUUGUCGCCUCUGACGGCGAGUGUGGCGCGCGAGCCGGAUCUCGCGGGGCGGUUGUACCUUGAGUUGGGGUUGCUCGACCACCUCCUCGCGCGCGACAAGAGUGCUGCAGAGUACUUUGUCAAGGCGGCGAGAUCCACGGGGUUGGAGUAUGAAUUAACCGGGGCGUUAGGGAAGAGAACAAAGUUCCAAGUGACCGAACUCAGCCAGCUGGUUUUACUUGCCGAAAGUCGUUUGGACGCUUCCUCGGGAGAGGGAGAGGGUGGCGAGGCGCUAGCCACAUCACCCACACUGUCAAGCGAACGCGAACACGAAAACGAAAAUGGCCAAUCCGAGCGUACGAAAAAUACCACAAACGUGCCAGAGACAAUGGCGCUUAACGACGACACCCUGCUCGAGCAAACCCAAUUCACAUCUUCUCACCCAGCAGGCCCAAACUCGCGCCUGAGCCACAUCGACCCGUCCGCACAACCACCGCUGCACCCAUUGGACCAAUGCAUCCUCCUCUCGCUCUGCCUCAACGUCCGGAACACGUCCCCGUCACACGGGCUCACCGCCGAGCAGAUGUCGCCGUACGUCGCGCGCGUCAUCGCCCACCCGCGGAAUUGGUCCGUCCACACCAUGGCCCUGCUCCUCCGCUCGCGCCUCGAAUCCACGCGUACACGCACCGUCGAGCGCUCGGCGCUGCAGCUCCAAGCGCUUAUAGACCAGAUGCCCACAUCCGACUCGGCCGCGCCCGAGCGGCUGCGGUACUUCCACGAGUUCCCUUUGCCCAGUCGAUGGGAGAUGGAGAAGGAGCUCGCGGGGCGGUAUCUCAGCAUCGGCGUCGUGAAAUCCGCGCUGGAGAUCUACGAGCGGCUGGAGAUGUGGGAGGAGGUGGUGCGAUGCUACGGCGCGCUGGAGAGGCCGGAUAAAGGGAUCGCGAUCGUGCGCGAUCUGCUGGAGGGCAGGAAGCACGAGGCGGACGCGGUCAUUUCGCAGGGCAAAGCCAGUACAUCGCUCUCUAUCAGGAAGACGCGGGAUACAGCGCGCGAAGCGAAGCUGUGGUGUCUGCUAGGCGACCUCGACGCGCCGAACGCGGUCGCGCACUACUCGCGUGCGUGGGCGGUGUCGGGCGGGACGUCCGGGCGCGCGAUGCGCUCGUUGGGCGGGUACCACUUCGCCCGCGCGGAUUUUCGCGCGGCGAUUACGUCCCUUAGGCGUGCGGUGAGGAUUAACCCCCUUUUGACGCGCUCGUGGUUUAUACUGGGGUGUGCGUGUAUGCGCGUGGAGGAGUGGGAGGAGGCGAAGGAGGCGUUUGCGCGCUGUGUGGCGAUUGAUGAGGAGGAUGGGGAGAGCUGGAAUAAUCUUGCGAGUAUGUAUCUCCGGAUAGGGUAUGAUCCGCGUAAGCAGCGGAAGCGCGAGGUAGAUGAGGAGGAGGAAGAGGAGGCUACGGCUUCGCCGUCGACGCAGACCACUAACAACAACGAUGAGGUCGAAGGAUCACAACAACCCGCCGCCUCAUCCCAAACGCCCGCAAUCCCAUUCGAAAACAAACUCCUCGCGUUCCGCGCGCUCAAGCAGGGGCUGCGGUGCAGCUACGAGAACUGGCGGAUGUGGUACAACUAUAUGGUCGUGGCGAUGGACGUGGGCGAGCUGCAGGAGGCGUGUCGCGCGCUUGGGCGCGUUGUAGAGCAGACCGGGGACAGGGACAGGGCGGGUGCGCAGGUUGUUGACGAAGACGUGCUGGAUAGGCUUGUGGAUGCUGUCACGCGCGCGCCGGCUAAAGCGGACGAUACCUCUGCGGGGGUGGACGACGGCGCGGGCGCGGGCGCGGGAGUGGGAGUGGUGCAGAACCCGAAUGAGGGCCAUGGGCUGUACAAAAAUGUCCUCAACCUCUUCGAGCGCACCCUCCUCCCGCGCCUUUCCUCCCCGCGCAUAUUCCGCGCGUAUGCGCGGCUGAUGUCGUGGCAGAGCCGGUGGGAGGAGACGAUUAAAGCGUAUUUGGACGCGUACCGGUGCAGUGUAGCUGGGGCUGGGGGUGGGACAAUGGGAAAUGGAAGCGGGGGAAUGGACGGGGACGCGGAGAAGUGGCGCGAGGCGGUGGUGGAGGUUGAAGAGGUUGUGGAUGUGUUGCGGAACUUUGGGCCGCGGGUGGGGGGUGGAUACAAGUGGAAAUUGCAAGCGCGCAGUAUUGUGCGGACGUUUAUGGGGCGGACGCGCGAGUUUGAGGAUGAGCCCGAGUGGGAGAGGUUGAAGGAAUUGUUGGAUGAUUAG
Molecule: messenger RNA, 2919 nt
Organism: Psilocybe cubensis
Lineage: Eukaryota; Fungi; Basidiomycota; Agaricomycetes; Agaricales; Agrocybaceae
Exons: 2
Coding region: 1-2919 (972 amino acids)
Molecular function (GO): protein binding
Source: RefSeq, a predicted model, not a curated record